GCUUCUGACGCUUGACGUACUUCCGCGUGCGCCGCACCGCCGUUGUUGUCCGUACGUGCCUGCGGUGCUGGAUCUGGCGUGCUGUCAGUGGACGCGCGCGGGCAGGGGGCGUUCUCAAUGCCUGUGGCUGCGGAGCCGGCGGCAGCGCAGAGUUAGCCCGGCUCUGAGCGUGCGUUGCAGACCAAGACCUUGGCCAGCCGAGCCCUCCGUGGCCCGUCCGACCUCGGUCCUCCCGCGUCAGGGCAGCGGAACGCCUGCACGAAACAGCGCGGAAUGGCCACGGGGAUCCGGACAGCUUCGUGUUGGGCUUCCCAGACUCCUCAAAGGGCAGCAUCUUGGUCUGCUUUCCUCGGCACCCUUCCCUUUCUCUGCAUGCCACCUCACCUCCGCCGGGAUGUCUUCUGUCCCUGUCCUCACAAGACACCCGGAAGCCAACCACUGCUCCUGCUUUGGCCCCAGCACCUUCACCUUCCUCCAGCACACUUUGAGCCCUGGUCCGCCUCAGUUAUAGGCCGCACACUUCCUUGGAAGAAGGCCGAGAAUUCACCUCUUCACCACACUUUUUAUAGUUCCAGGCUCUCACUCCCACGGAGACUCAAGGGAUUGUUGUCAUUCAAGGAUAUAUCUAUGGACUUCACCUGGGAAGAAUGGCAGUUACUGGAUUCUGCGCAGAAGUACCUGUACAGGGACGUGAUACUGGAAAACUACCGCAACCUGGUGUCCGUGGGGUAUCAUGGUACCAAACCUGAUUUAAUCUUCAAGUUGGAGCAAGGAGAAGAGCCCUGGAUAAGAAAUGCCAAAAUUUCUCGUCCGCGCUGUUCAGAAGGUUGGAAAGAAUGGUACCAGAAAAAUCAAGAUGUGCUUGAAAGUGUUGAGAGAAACUAUGCGUGUAAUGCGUUUGGGAAACUUCAUCUGAGCAAAAUGCAUGGUUCUUCAAGACAGAGACUCCAUAAGUAUAACACACAUGGAAAAACUAUGACACAAAACUCAGGUUUAACCAGAAGCUGUCUCAGAAAGAGUCCUGAUAAGUUUCAUGGGUACGAACAAUCGUAUUUUCUUAAGCGUCAAAGAGCUCAUAGUAUAGAAAAAAACUGUAUCUGUGGUGAAUGCGGAAAAGCUUUUCGAUGCAAAUCACAACUCAUUGUACAUCUCAGAAUUCACACAGGAGAGAGACCUUAUGAGUGCACUAAGUGUGAGAGAGCCUUCAGCGCCAAGUCAAACCUCAACGCUCAUCAGAGAGUGCACACAGGGGAGAAGCCCUACUCGUGCAGCGAGUGUGGGAAAGUCUUCUCUUUCAGGUCACAGCUCAUUGUCCACCAGGAAGUGCACACAGGAGGGAAGCCUUACGGUUGCAGUGAGUGUGGGAAAGCCUACAGCUGGAAGUCCCAGCUCAUUUUACACCAGAGAAGUCACACGGGAGUGAAGCCCUACGAAUGCAGUGAAUGUGGGAAAGCCUUUAGCUUGAAGUCGCCGUUCAUUGUCCACCAGAGAACUCACACAGGAGUCAAACCCCAUAAAUGCAACGAGUGUGGGAAAGCCUUUCGGAGUAAGUCAUACCUGCUCGUUCACGUCAGGAUGCACACAGGCGAGAAGCCCUAUCAGUGCAGUGAGUGUGGGAAGGCCUUCAACAUGAAGACGCAGCUCGUUGUCCACCAGGGAAUUCACACGGGAAACAACCCUUACCAGUGCAGUGAGUGCGGGAAGGCCUUCGGUCGGAAGGAACAGCUCACUGCCCACCUGCGAGCUCACGCAGGAGAGAAGCCCUACGGGUGCGGCGAGUGUGGGAAGGCCUUCAGCAGCAAGUCGUACCUCGUUAUACACAGGAGGACGCACACAGGAGAGAGACCCUACGAAUGCAGUUUCUGUGAGAGAGCCUUUUGUGGGAAGUCACAGCUCAUCAUACACCAGAGAACUCACUCAACAGAGAAGCCCUACGAGUGCAGUGAGUGUGAGAAAGCCUAUCCUCGGAAGGCAUCACUUCAGAUCCACCAGAAAACUCACUCAGGAGAGAAACCAUUCAAAUGCAGUGAGUGCGGGAAAGCCUUCACCCAGAAGUCAUCUCUCAGUGAACAUCAGAGAGUCCACACAGGAGAGAAACCAUGGAAAUGUUCUGAAUGUGGGAAAUCCUUCUGUUGGAAUUCAGGGCUCCGCAUACACAGAAAAACUCACAAGUGAAAUGAGGAUGAAGUAGAUGUUAGAAGCAUUCUAAUAAAACUUGCUCCUUAGGAGACUUCAGGUGAUAAUGUAGAAGGACAUAUAAGCAGAAAGCCCUAAAAAUACACAUACUAACUUAAUAUAGGAGAGAAACCAAGCGUAUUUGGAGUGAGUGUGCAAAAGCUUUUAGAAAUGUCGUAUACAGGCUUUGUAGAUGAGAAUAAUGGAAGGAACCGAGCAGUAACUGUAUCGAAUGUAAUGGCAUCAUGAGGCAUUAAUUUGGAGGAUUCAUUCUGAGAACACUUUAUAAAUUUAAUAAAUUGGGAAAGUGUUUUCCUGUAGAAAAUGUGUUAUAUGGAGAGUCACAUUCCCGAUUUGAAGCUAUGUUUUAGAAGGAAGGAAAUAAUUAUAAACCUUAGACUUUUUCAUGGUGGAAUAUAAAGGUUUUUAUUUUGAUAUGUAAAUAAAACAUCAGGGAAACAGAAGGAACAUAUCCUGCAGGUUAAGGGAUAUUUAGUGUGACUUUCCUGAGCAACACUGAAUAGCAUUUUUUAAAAUUUUGUUAUUUUAUUUUUUAAUGUAACUUGUAUUACAUAUAUUUGAUAGUUUGCAGAAUAACACCCCCAAUAUUCUUCAUAGUAAUGUUAAAUAUCAGUAUUGUCUAUUUCUUGGCAAUAUAAAUAAUAUAAUGUGACUUAAUAAAUGAAAAGACAUGGUUCUAACCCCAAACGGGGUCACUUACUUGUGAAUCUACAUAUGUGAGUCUGGCAGGUAGUACAGGGCUGCUUGAGGGAGCUCACCAUGAGGAAUGUUGAGGGCAUUUGCAGGGUGUCCAACCUUUUGGCAUCUCUGGGCCACACUGGAAGAAGAAGAGUUGUCUUGGGCCACACAUUAAAUACAUUGCAACACAUAAUUUAAAAAAUAAUAUUUUAGGUAAAUUUACAGUUUUGUGUUGGGCCGUAUUCAUAGCCAUCUAGGGACACAUGGGGCCCAUGGGUCACAGGUUGGACACCCCCAUUUUAGCAGGUCAGUAGCCAUUCCUGUGCAUCCAUAUGAGCACCCUAGUUUUCUCUGGAGAAAUAGCUCUGUCUUGUCAUCAUGUUUUUCCGGGUGUCCUGUCCACUCACUACAGGUGGGCAUCACACCCAUUGUUGGGGAAGAGGAGCCUCUUCCAGGACCUGGAGUCUAAUCAGUCUCAGGUGAACCAGAAGGGAAACGGAGUUCGGAUGUUCUUGUCUCACAGCCCUAUGGAGACCAUCAGCUCCUUCCUGCUCCGCUGAUGUCCCAGAAUGACUCGGUACGCUUCCUUUUGGAACCUGGUUUUCUGGCUUUGUGGGUGCUUCUUUAUAACUUUUUAAUAAAAGUGGGUCUUUUCUUCCUGCUAAAGUUAAGGAGGAGUUUCUUGUAACCACAAGGCUUUAGUUCAUAAACUUGUUGCCCCUAACAUUGUGUAGGUAACAAAAUGGUAGAGACAAGUGCAGUUUGUGGCUUAGGUUUUCUUCCUGAAAUGAAGAAAAUCUUUCAGAUUCUUGUUUAAGUUCCAAGACAAACUUUUUAGCUCAUAGGAUGAAAUGGUGUCCUUGUUUGCGUACACCAGAAACCUUGUGGCCCCUGAGGAGAUUCUGGGAACUUGGAGGAACUAUUGCCAUGGAAGAGUUUUACAUUUAUGAGGAAAUCUGGGACUGGAGAUGAGACAGCUCCCUCUGGUCAUCUUGGCCCUUGAGUUCCACAGUGGCAGGCCUGAAGCCCUGGAGUCUCUCCUAGAAG
Molecule: messenger RNA, 3921 nt
Organism: Phyllostomus discolor (pale spear-nosed bat)
Lineage: Eukaryota; Metazoa; Chordata; Mammalia; Chiroptera; Phyllostomidae
Gene: ZNF26
Product: zinc finger protein 26
Exons: 6
Coding region: 274-2175 (633 amino acids)
Biological process (GO): negative regulation of transcription by RNA polymerase II
Molecular function (GO): DNA-binding transcription repressor activity, RNA polymerase II-specific
Source: RefSeq, a predicted model, not a curated record